Acanthoscelides obtectus is the source of this 1487-nucleotide messenger RNA. The record is from the annotation of a GenBank genome assembly. NCBI's taxonomy places the organism in Eukaryota, Metazoa, Arthropoda, Insecta, Coleoptera, Chrysomelidae.
GUGACAAUCAUCCGACUCGGUGUCAUAUAUGACGUCAGUUACAAAGAGAAUUGCAUUUGCAUUGGACAUCGGAUAUGAGAAGCGAUAAAUCAGAAGAAGACGUUCCACCGGAGGAAGAAAAAUGCGCACUAAGAGAAGUGAUCGUUGAAGAACCAGAAGCUAGUGAAGAUUCCAGUGAAGACUAUUCAUCAGAGGAAGAACGAAAAACAGAAAAGCCCAAGCAUGACAUUCCUCCAGAAUACUGGCAUAUCCAGAAACUGGUAAAAUAUAUAAAGACUGGAAAUCAAACCGCCACUGUCGUAGCUUUAUGUUGUCUCAAAGACCAUGAUCUUUCUACUGAGAUCAACCAAACGGCUAUACAGGAAAUCGGAGGUCUAGAAAUCCUGAUAAACCUCCUCGAAACCAAAGACCUGAAAUGCAAAAUAGGCGCUUUGGAGGUGUUGACGGAGCUCUCCCACAAUCCGGACAUCCGCAGAUGUAUCGCUGAUUUGGGCGGGAUCCCGCUGUUGGUGAAAAACCUCACGGAACCUGCCAGAGAUUUGCAGAUUCUCGUCGCCGAAACUAUAGCGAACGUUGCGCAGAUAAAGAAAGCUAGGAAGGCUGUGAGGAAGUGCUAUGGCAUUUCAAAGUUGGUGGACUUUUUGGAUGUUAACGAGGUCUAUCUCAAAUCGCCUCCAGAACAAUUGACGGCCGAUCAAAGGGGGCUGGUCAAUAUGGCAAAAGCAGCUACAAGAGCACUUUGGGCUAUCUCGAGAAGCAGUAAAAAUAUCCAAGUGAUGAUGAAGAGCGGUUCAGUUCCUUUGUUAGCCAGAUUGUUGAGGUCUAUACACAUGGACGUGGUCGUUCCAGCUGUUGGUACAAUAUCCCAAUGUGCGGAUGACCCGGGGUACCAGCUAGCUAUCCAGACAGAGGGAAUGAUUCGGGAUAUAGUCAGGCAUUUGUCUACAGAGGAAUAUCCUAUGCUAAGAAGAUACUGCGCAGAAACGAUAUUUAAAUGCAGCGAGAACGCUUUGACCAGAGAUAUGGUCAGACAAGCAGGUGGGUUGGACCCGCUGGUCAAUAUGGCCAGGAACCCGAAAACGAAAGAAGAUAAGCCAUUGCUUGCUGCUGUCACAGGGGCAAUUUGGAAGACAGCCAUCAGUCCUGCGAAUGUUGAAAGGUUGGAUCAACUGAAAACUGUCGAGACGCUUGUCAAGCUCCUAGAGAACGUCGAAGAAGACGAAGGUGUUUUGAGCAACGUUGUUGGGGCACUUUGCGAAUGUCUGAAAUUUGAACACAACAGAAGUACCCUGAGGAGAGCAGACGGUAUACCUCACUUGGUGAACCUGCUCAAUUACACCUAUCCUCCAUUAUUAGAAAACGUCCCGAUGGUAUUGAGAGAGUGUGCCGAAGAUGAAGAUUCGAUGAGGAUCAUCGAAGAAUUGGAUGGCGUCAGACUCAUUUGGUCUUUGCUGAAAAACGAUUCUCCAAGGGUUUGUAUUUUGUAG